UUUCCUUUUUCCUGUGAUUUUUUGCCCAGAAGAAGAAGAAGAAGGUCGAGGAGGAAGAAGAAACAGGCGUCAUGGGAGAACGGAAGGUGCUAAACAAGUAUUAUCCACCGGACUUCGAUCCUUCGAAGCUUCAGCGGCUCCGGCGACCGAAGAACCAGCAGAUCAAGGUUCGUAUGAUGCUUCCGAUGAGUGUUCGAUGCAGUACCUGCGGAAACUAUAUCUACAAGGGAACCAAGUUCAAUUCCCGUAAAGAAGACGUCAUUGGCGAGACGUAUCUCGGAAUUCAAAUAUUCAGAUUCUACUUCAAGUGCACCAAGUGCUCUGCAGAGCUGACUAUGAAGACGGAUCCACAAAAUUCUGAUUACAUUGUCGAAUCUGGGGCAUCUCGUAAUUAUGAACCUUGGCGUGCAGAAGAUGAGGAGGUUGAUAAGGAUAAACAGAAAAGAGAUGCCGAGGAGAUGGGGGAUGCGAUGAAGUCCUUGGAGAACAGAACUUUGGAUUCUAAAAGAGAAAUGGACAUUAUAGCUGCACUUGAUGAAAUGAAAUCAAUGAAGUCUAGACAUGCUACUGUGAGUGUAGAUGCAAUGUUGGAGGCCUUGCAAAGAACAGGCGCUGAGAAGGUAAAACGUAUAGAAGAAGAAGAUGAAGCAGUUAUAAAGUCGAUAUUUGGUAAACAGAAAGAAGUUAUUAGGAGAAUUGCAGAUGAAGAAAUUGAUGAUGAUGAUUAUGAUAGCGACGAUUCUCCCAGCCUUCAGAAGGAGAAGAAAGGAUCAUCUUCAGAUCUUUCAAAGAAGAGAAAGGCAUCAGAAGAAAGUCCAAGCAACCCCACAGAUAUUUUGACUAGUUCUUCUACAGAAAAUCCAAAGGAGCCCAAGAAACGAGCUACCAGCAAACAACCCUUCAAAUCCGUUCACAUAACAGUCAUCAAGAAGCAAUCUCAACCAACUUCUUCGACGACUCCAGCUCCUGCAAAACCAGAGGAGAAGAAGGGUGGCGAUGCAGCUAACACCAGUUUAGCAUCUUUAUUCCAGAAUUAUGGUAGUGAUGAAGACGAAGAGUGAUUGUUUUUGUUCUCAACAAGUUCGCACUUUCACAGAUCUCAUAUCACUGUUUUAGAAUUCUAGCCAUCUUUGUACUGUUCAUAUAUGUGAGAUCUUUCAGAAUUUUUAGUUGAAAGUACAAUGCAUAUUUCCAGAAAUUUGUUCAUGAAAUUGUUUUUGCAGAUAAUAAACUGCAAUUGAUUUG
Arabidopsis arenosa is the source of this 1245-nucleotide messenger RNA. Lineage: Eukaryota; Viridiplantae; Streptophyta; Magnoliopsida; Brassicales; Brassicaceae. The record is from the annotation of a GenBank genome assembly.